Messenger RNA from Hevea brasiliensis (rubber tree), 635 nucleotides. RefSeq lists its product as uncharacterized. The transcript is spliced from 4 exons. The annotation marks the transcript as partial. Lineage: Eukaryota; Viridiplantae; Streptophyta; Magnoliopsida; Malpighiales; Euphorbiaceae. The record is from RefSeq and is a predicted model, not a curated record.
UAUAGGCCAAUCGCACGAAGUUGCACCAAAGCUUCACAGAUAAUUUCUCUCUCUUUCUCUCCUUGUUUCUGUUGCUCACUGUUCUGCCAAACAAGUGCAGUGAAAGAGUUAGCUAUGAGCAAGGAGACGCAGAAAAAACCUGGAGCUCAUCAAAUUGUCAGAUUGGACAAGGCAUUGAAAUUGGCUGAACAAUGGGUUAAUAACAUGAGUAAAGGUAUAGAGGAUGAAACAACAGAAGUAGAACCAGAGGGCCGUCCUGAUAGACUUGGACUUGGCGCCAAAGUUCUGCUUCAAUCCAAAGUUAGACCCUUAAAUGAUCCUGUUGAAAGAAAGUUACAUGCCAAGUUGGAAGCUGGAAAAAGAAAAGCUACGAAAAGUAUUGAAGAGUCCCUCCCAUCUACAAGAGGAGGAGGCAAUGACAAUGAUGAUGAAGACAGUGAUGGAGAUUUAGAAAGCAGAACCAGUGCAUUUACCAAGAAGAGAGCAGGUCCUCCAACUUCAUCUUUACAAUUAAAGAAGAAACACAAGUAACUUUAAACCUUAUCAAGAUCGAAUGUAAUUGCUUAUGCUUUCCACAUUCUAUAGUCCAUGUAAACGGGAUUGUUAUCUUUUUAAAUUUGAUGUUCAUAAAGGAA